AUGACUCAACCUCAAAAAGCAUGUUCAAAAGGUUCAUCCGCACAGGAGAAAGAAGUGUUCGAUGAGGUGACGUACGAGGCCGAUCGACUCGCGAAGGAUGAAGAAGCUAUGCAAGCUAUGAAAGAGAAAUCUGAGGAGGAAUUUUCAAAAUUAAGAACACCUUGGAAGUGGACCAUCCGAAAGCGAAUUUGGGAUCUGAUGGAGGCCAAGGACAUCGCUCAGUAUCCACGCCCUGUUCACCACCGAAUCCCCAACUUUGUUGGCGCAGAUGAAGCUGCUGCUAGGCUGACAGAACUUCCCGAAUUCCAGCAAGCUGCGUGUAUCAAAGUCAAUCCAGAUACUCCACAGCGCCCUGUCCGACAUGCUGUGCUAGAACAAGGCAAGACCCUGUUGACUCCUCAACCACGAUUGCGAACGGGUUUCUUUUCGACCCUCUCCAUGGAUACCUUGCCUGGGGUUGAAAUCAAUGGUUGUACCAAUUCCAAGGGUGUGGCCAAGUUCGGAACACAGGUAACACUGCACGAUAAGUAUACAGUGGAUUUAGUUGUAGUAGGUAGCACUGCCGUGUGCCCCAAUACUGGAGCUCGGGUUGGUAAGGGAGAAGGGUUUGCUGAACUGGAAUGGGGAAUUUUAUCUCAGAUGGGCAAUUUAAGUGCGCAAAACUGUCUCGUCGUCACCACUUGUCACGACAUCCAAGUGGUCGAGCCAGAUUCAGAAGAUGGAGGAAUUCCAGCUGAUUCUUUGACGAAGCAUGAUGUUCCUGUCGACAUUAUUGUUACACCCACUCGGAUUAUUCGGGUCCCAAAUCGUGCCCCCAAACCGUCUGGAAUCAUGUGGGAUUUGCUGUCGCCACAAAAGCUGGCCCAGAUUAAGGUUUUGCGACAGCUCAAGCGUGACAUUGAAGAGCGCGAUGGCACUCAACUGCCGUCGGGACCUGAAGAAGUUCUACCUCCUAUAGCGUCCCGAAACAAUCGAAGCAAGAACAAUGGUCAGAAGAAGCAAACAAACGGCAAGGGAAGGCGACGGAGACCACGGAAUUCGAACAACAAAAGCGGCCGAACUUCAAACAACAACUCGCAACGAGAGACCGCGUCAUAG
This is a messenger RNA of Cylindrotheca closterium, 1098 nucleotides long. The record is from the annotation of a GenBank genome assembly. Lineage: Eukaryota; Bacillariophyta; Bacillariophyceae; Bacillariales; Bacillariaceae.